GUGGCUGCUGGGAACUCUGCAGGUGUCAGGUAUCAGGUGUGCUCGACCUGCUCCGCUCCUUCACCUGUUUCCUGCCGCCGAACGACCGAAACUCCGACUCACACCGGGACGAACAGCUCACAGAAGUGAGGCUCCGCUCCGGUUCACCGGGAGACACCUGCUGCCGCCGGUAACCUGCUGCCGCCGGUAACCUGCUGCCGCCGGUAACCUGCUGCUCACCUGUUCUCUCCUCUCACCUGCCGCUGCAAUGACCGCGGGAAGCUCCGGACGUUAGAGUUCUGCGGACCACGAAGCGGAACCAGCCUCUGAUGGAUUUACUGGACUCAGGACAGAAGUUCAGUCCCACUCAGGACCCUGAAUGGGACACGACGCUGCAGUUCCUCCCAGCGUCGGACACCCGGCAGCUGGAGAAGAAGCCGGGCUUCAGGAGGAAGCUGUGGAUGGGAGUCGGGCUGCUGCUGGCGGCAGCCGCUCUGGCUCUGCUGACUGGACUGCUGGUUUGGCAUUUCCACGUGCGUAACGACGUCAGAGUGAAGCGCGUCUACAUCGGAUCGAUGGAAAUCAGCAGCCAGCCCUUCCUGCUGGCCUACGAAGAUCCCAGCAGCAAACAGUUCAGUGACCUGGCAGCCCUGGUCCAACAGCAGCUGAAGCUGAUUUACUCCAGAAACUCGGUUCUUGACAAAUACUUCAGAGACUCCACAGUUCAGGCCUUCAGUGAGGGAGAUGGUGGUGGUGACAGCGUCGUUGUGUACUACGAGUCAGAGUUCGAUGUUCCUGUCCCUCAGCAGGACUCGUUGGACGAAGCCAUCGGGUCUCUGGAGCCGCCGGCAGAAAUUCAGCCAAGCCGACAUGGACGAAUCCUGCUGAAGCCCACAGAAGCUCUGGACGUCAACAGCGUCAUCUCACGAGUGAUCGAUCCUCGCAUGAUCAGAACCUCAUUAUUUGUGAAGAAGUCCUUCGACAUCCACGUCCAUGAAGAAGCCUUCGUCCAGUCGCCCGGCUUCCCCGACUCUUCAUACCCUCCCAACAUCUACCUGCAGUGGAGGCUUCGGGCCGAUCCGGGCCAUCGAGUCUGGCUCAAAUUCCACACUCUGAUCCUGGAGGACGACUGUCAGCAAGACUUCAUCAAAAUCUACGACUCGCUGGUUCCCAUCGAGCAGCGAGUGCUGACAGAACAGUGUGGAUAUCCUCACAACUCUCUGUCCUUCUUGUCGUCUGGAAACGUCAUGUUGCUGACAUUGGUCACCAGCGAGGACAAGAACUUCCCUGGUUUCAGAGCCUUCUACUCCCAGAUCCCCUCAACUGAACUCAAGUGUGGAGGUAAAAUGACUGCAGAUGAAGGUUCCUUCUCUUCACCGUUCUUUCCCUCCAACUAUCCUCCACGAACCUCAUGUGUCUGGACCAUCGAGGCCUCGAAGUACAAGUUUGUGAAGGUUCAGUUCAACAAGUUCUCUAUGGGAAACCAGAGUAGCCAGUGUCCCAAUGAUUACGUGGACGUCAACGGUCAAAGAUUGUGUGGCAGAAAGUCAGAAAGCACCGUGAUCACCAGCAGGAGCAACAAGAUGACCAUCAAGUUUAACUCGGACUCGUCCUACGUCAACCAGGGUUUCAGUGCCGUGUAUGAAGCAUUUGUCCCAACCAACCCUUGUCCGGGAAGGUUUCAGUGUGGCAACAAUCUUUGCAUCAACAAGACUCUGCAGUGUGACGGCUGGAGCGACUGUGGGGACGACAGCGAUGAGGUCAACUGUAAGUGUGAGGCAUCGCAGAUGAAGUGUAAAAAUGGUCGCUGUAAGCCGAAGUUGUGGGAAUGUGAUGGGAAUGACGACUGCGGGGACAACUCCGAUGAAGAAAACUGUGUAAAAUGCAGAAAAGGACAGUUUUCCUGCAGAACUGGGCUCUGUAUCUCGGAAAAGCAGGUGUGUAAUGGAAAAGACGACUGCGGUGACGGAUCUGACGAAUCCAAAUGUGAAAAAUCUCUGGUGCUGCAGCGGUGCUCAGAGUUUACCUUCCGCUGCACCGACGGACGCUGCAUCAGCAAACUGAACCCAGAGUGUGAUGGAGAGCGAGACUGUGAGGAUGGAUCUGACGAGGCUGACUGUCAGUGUGGGAUGAGGCCUUACCGGAGCUCUCGUAUCGUGGGCGGUGAGGUUUCUCGGGAGGGCGAGUGGCCCUGGCAGGUCAGCCUCCAAAUCAGGGGGACGGGACACGUAUGUGGGGCUUCAGUUCUGAGCCGCCGCUGGCUGCUGACCGCCGCCCACUGUGUCCAGGACAACGGACCCAACAAGUACUCCCAGGCCGACCGAUGGGAGGCGCUGUUGGGGCUUCACGUGCAGAGUCAGACCAAUGAGUGGACGGUGAGGAGGAACGUGAGGCGGAUCAUCGCCCACCGUGACUACAACACCGUCACCUACGACAACGACAUCGCCCUGAUGGAGCUGGACGCCGAUGUCACCCUCAACCAGAACAUCUUCCCCAUCUGCCUGCCGUCCGCCUCCUACCAGGUUCCUGCCGGCCACGAGGCUUGGAUCACCGGCUGGGGCGUCACCAGGGAGGGAGGCGUGACGGCGACCAUCCUGCAGAAGGCAAUGGUUCGGGUCAUCAACAGCACCGUUUGUAAGAGUCUGAUGAACGACGAAGUGACCGACAACAUGAUGUGUGCUGGAGUCCUGAAGGGAGGAACCGACGCCUGCCAGGGCGACUCCGGCGGUCCGCUGUCUAUCACCGGCGCUGGUGGACGGGUGGUCCUGGCCGGCGUGGUCAGCUGGGGCGAAGGCUGCGGACUCAGGAACAAACCCGGCAUCUACACCCGAGUCACCAAAUACCGCCACUGGAUCAAGGACAACAGCGGAGUUUAGCUCCUCCAGGUUCACUCUGUAAUGGAGGUGUAGCUCAUAAUUAUCAUUAAUAUUCACAGCAGAAUCUGUCAGUUUGACAUUUUUACCUUUAAAAGUCAUUUUUGUUUCCUGACACAAAGAGAAACAACUCCAUUAACCGACACACACUUCAGAAUAUGGCGCCAUCUAUAGGUCAUUCCAGAACUGGAGGACAUUCGAAAAAUCAAGCUUCUCUUUUCCAGUUUUCUGCUCCAUAUUGAUCAAUAAUAGGUAGUGAUUGGCUCAUUUUUCUUCCAUGUUUUGUGUGCUGUUUGCUGACUCUACUCUAAUCCAUGCUAAUGUGAUCUUUUUCUCAGCAGUAGAAGCUAGAUAUUUAGCUGCUGUUACUGCUGACCAAGAGGACAAACUGACUGAUGGAAAACAGUCCAAAGAAUUAGUCUGAUCCUGAUAAUAUGAGCUGGAAGGAAACAUUCAAUCAAGGCUGACGAUGGGAUGGAAAGAUGGAAAAUAGAAGAGAGGACAUAGCUUUGCUCUACACAUUCUAUAGGAACACUGUUGGAUGAUGGAAACUACAAAAACAAGACACAAAACGACAAAAACGAGACACAAAACGACAAAAACGAGACAUAAAAUGACAAAAACGAGACAAAAAACGAGACACUGAACAACAAAAACGUCAUCAACAGGUUCUGCUAACAUGUUGUGGGAAAUGUUCCAUGAAUAAUAAUUUGUAUUUAAAAUAUUCUGUUGAUUAAAACAUGUUCCCACAAUUACAGAAACAUGAAUGAAAAAAUAAAACCAGAAAAAGUAAAUUUAAAUUAGAUUCUAACUGUUUUAUUAGAGAUCCAGCUUGGUCAUCAGGGGGGUGGACAAGAAAAAAAUGGUAUUUUAGGGGAACUCCAGACUUAUUUGGGAUUUAAAAUAUUUUCAAAUGUUCUUUUCUCCUAGUUUUUAUAGAUUUAGGAUUUUCUACGUUGAUUAUUGGAUGUAAAACGCCCUCUAGUUCUGGAACGAUCCACAUGUUGACGUAUAUUCAUUAAAAAACUACAUUGUUUGAUAUUUUAACAUUGAAUCUGUUGUCUUAAACGGUUCUAAGUUGUGAUCUUUAGGAAACCGUGUUAAUAAUAGUGUUGGAAGCAGGGAUGUCUUCAGGAUAACUAAUUAAGAAUUCUUUUGUAGGACUUUGUGAUGAUGUUUCAUCUUCAAGCUUGUAAAUGUUAAACAUAUUCUCAGGGGUGAAAAGAAGAAUUCUUUAGUUUCUCCAUAGCUGUAGUAAGCUUAAACAGGAUAAACGGGUUGAGGUGAAGUCAGAGGAUUAUUUCAGGGCUUCAGUGUCGCUUCUUAUCAGCUACUUAGAUAAACACGUUUAGAUGAACAGUUUCAAAAUAAAAGCUAUGAGAUUCAACUUACUGAUCAGGAACCAUCUUUAUGUUCCAAGCAUGCAGGAAACACUGCAAUGUUUAAAUGAAAACUAAAAACGUUUGAGAAAAUUUCAAAAUAAUCAUAAAAUUGAGUCUUUCAAGAGAACCAUCCAAAAAAGUAGUUAAAUGUUUUGUUUUUUUUACAUCUAAUGUCCCAAACUAAAGAUAUUUUACUCUUUAUUGUUAAAUUAUGAUAAACUUUAGAAGAAUUAAAUUGCAUUUCUGUGUUUCUGGGCUCAAACAAAGCAGCAGAUUGUGUUCAAAAAUAAACUGGAGCUUUAGAAGUCAUGAGCCGGCUGACAGUAAACUGGCGGCUAUUUGGCGUUACUAUGAAGAUGCUUUGGGACGAGCUUUCAGAACAACCAAUCAAUCAAGCUAACUCAGUUCUCCGUGUAUGAAGAACAGGAUCCAGAGGUGUGAUCUGGAAGAAAGAAUGUCUAAACUCCUCAGAAGUGUCCAAAAAAACUGUCAAGUUUCACCAAACUUUACUUCAGGAGUUCCUCAGGGAACUGGACUGGGUCCUCAGGAGGUUCUUUAAAUCUGAGGGUUCCUGCUGCUGCGUUACCGUGUAGUUAAUAGAACAUAGAACCCUGAAUGUUUACUGGCUGCUCUCAGAGGGUGUCUUUACAGUAACACACAGACAGGGGGCGCCUCUCCUCCAGAACCGACAGCACAAAACAGUAAAAUUAUCUUUAUAACCACUUUAAUUAAUAAUAACUUAAUAGCAGGUGUUAGCUGAUAAUCAGUAGUUGGUAACGAUCGGUUUAGGAAUCAAAAUAAAUCAUUUAGGCUCCAUGUUUAGUUUUUUCCACUCAUACUGAGAUGUUUUUCUCUCUGUUUGAGUGACUCCACCUUAAAGCAGCUGCUUCUGUUACAGUUCUGUUCUUUUUAUUCAUGUUUUGCGUCUUUGUGGUGACGAAUGUUCUACUGGUUGUAUUUAUAUGUACAUUGUUUCCUCAUUUAUGUAGCUGCUGGGUUUUAUCUGUAGUUUAAUGUGGGCUGCAGCAGGAUUCUGGGUAAUUUAUCAGAUAUCAUAAUGUCAAAUGAAGAAUGAAGUAUUGGUUCAGAUUAAAUUGGGUCGAGGCUCGUAGGCCUGAGAGGUUCUACUUUAGUUUCUUUUAAGGUUAAUUUAAAGUCAUUUUGAGAACUUGUUUUUUGCUCUGGGUGAAACAGGCUAAUGCUAAAGUGGCUAAUAUCUUAUAUGAAGGCUUAUUAAUGCAGUACUCACUAUGCAGAUGAUUAUUUUUAUUGCUGUUUAGUGUUUUCUUCGUGGGACCAACUUUGGGGUCAAAUUUCAUGCAAUAAAAAAGCAGCGAUACAAACAUUCA
This is a messenger RNA of Amphiprion ocellaris (clown anemonefish), 5583 nucleotides long. RefSeq names its product suppressor of tumorigenicity 14 protein homolog. Lineage: Eukaryota; Metazoa; Chordata; Actinopteri; Pomacentridae. The transcript has 19 exons. The record is from RefSeq and is a predicted model, not a curated record. Gene Ontology annotation, molecular function: protein binding; serine-type endopeptidase activity. The coding region runs from base 309 to 2855 and encodes 848 amino acids. Gene Ontology annotation, biological process: acrosome reaction; proteolysis.